AAAAGUUCGAACACACAUAACCGCUUCAUUUCCUUGUUUUCUCCAACCCCACAAUGGCCGGCGCCGCCUCUCUCGCCCUCUCUCCAAACCCUAGCUUCACCACCACCACCACCUCCUCCCACAGAUCCUCUCUCUCUACCCCCAACUUUCUCAAAUUCCCUACCCUAUCCCCCACCCCCAUCAAACCCCUAACCCACGCCCCACAAACCCAAACCCAAACCCCAAUCUCACGCGCCACCUUCUCCACACGCGCAGGCGCCUCCACGACUCCAUCCACCACAUUCCACGGUCUCUGCUACGUCGUCGGCGACAACAUCGACACCGACCAGAUCAUCCCCGCCGAGUACCUAACCCUGGUCCCCUCCAACCCCUCCGAGUACGAGAAGCUCGGGUCCUACGCGCUCGCUGGCCUCCCCGCCUCAUACUCCACGCGCUUCGUGGACCCGGGAGAGACCAAGUCGAAGUACUCGAUCGUAAUCGGGGGCGCCAACUUCGGGUGCGGGUCGUCGCGGGAGCACGCGCCGGUGGCGCUGGGAGCGUCGGGAGUGGCGGCGGUGGUAGCGGAGUCGUACGCUCGGAUAUUUUUCAGGAACUCGGUGGCGACGGGGGAGGUGUACCCGCUGGAAUCGGAGAGUAGGGUUUGCGAGGAGUGCAAGACGGGGGAUGUGGUGAGCAUUGAGUUGAGCGAGAGCCGUCUGAUCAAUCACACGACGGGGAAGGAGUACACGUUGAAGCCGAUUGGGGACGCGGGCCCUGUUAUUAGAGCUGGCGGGAUCUUUGCUUAUGCUAGGGAGGCUGGGAUGAUUCCUACUUUGAGUGUUUGACUCUGGUUUAGGGUUUUGAUUUGUAAUUUGGGUUUUGUUUUUGUGAUUUUGUAUGGUGAUUAAGCUUAAUGCUGGCUUGGCUGCCGUAUUAAGAAUUUAGGAGUUACCGGGCGGUUUAAUAACCAUUUCAUUUUCAGUUAUCAGUUUCGGUUUUUAUAAAUAAAAUGGUUAGCGAAUGGCCGCCAAACAAGUUCAAAGUA
Molecule: messenger RNA, 1024 nt
Organism: Pyrus x bretschneideri (Chinese white pear)
Lineage: Eukaryota; Viridiplantae; Streptophyta; Magnoliopsida; Rosales; Rosaceae
Product: 3-isopropylmalate dehydratase small subunit 1
Molecular function (GO): hydro-lyase activity
Source: RefSeq, a predicted model, not a curated record